Molecule: messenger RNA, 1372 nt
Organism: Epinephelus moara (kelp grouper)
Lineage: Eukaryota; Metazoa; Chordata; Actinopteri; Perciformes; Serranidae
Gene: coq5
Product: coenzyme Q5, methyltransferase
Exons: 7
Coding region: 25-1011 (328 amino acids)
Biological process (GO): ubiquinone biosynthetic process
Molecular function (GO): methyltransferase activity
Source: RefSeq, a predicted model, not a curated record
CGCACAGUUGCAUAAUCAGGCAACAUGGCCGCAUCCAUGAGACUGCUGGUGCGGAGGGUGAUCCGUCUGUCCCACAGAAACGUCCCCGUCCCCGCUGCUGGAGCCUCGGCCCGGUCAGGAUGCUGCUUGGGCCCGUCGACCUGUCGCUGUUUCAGUGAAGCAGCUGAAGACAGAAACACACACUUUGGGUUUGAAACGGUGCCAGAGACGGAGAAGGCGAAGAGAGUGUAUAAGGUGUUUGAGAAUGUGGCGCAGAAGUACGACACUAUGAACGAUGCCAUGAGUCUGGGGAUCCAUCGACUGUGGAAGGACACGCUGCUGCACGUCAUGCACCCACAGCCCGGGGCGCAACUUCUGGAUGUGGCUGGUGGAACAGGUGACAUUGCCUUCCGUUUCCUGGAGUACGUUCGCUCUCAGCAAGAGCGGCAGAAGCGACGGGCGACGCGGUCCAUGCAGACGCCAUCAUGGCAGGACAUUUCCAACAACUACUCCACCGAGGACGAGGAGGGGCCCCAGGAGUCCAGGGCUGUGGUGUGUGACAUCAACAAGGAGAUGCUGAAAGUGGGCAAGGAGAAAGCGGAAAGCACGGGCGUCAGUGCUGGUCUGUCGUGGGUGGUGGGGGACGCAGAGGAGCUGCCCUUUGAAGAUGACCAGUUUGACAUUUAUACCAUCGCCUUUGGCAUUCGAAACGUCACCCAUAUAGAUCAGGCACUGCAGGAGGCUCUGCGGGUCCUGAAGCCUGGUGGCAGGUUCAUGUGUUUAGAGUUCAGCAAAGUGACCAAUCCUCUAUUGGCAAGGCUUUAUGAUGCAUACAGUUUCCAGAUGAUCCCAGUUUUGGGAGAGGUGAUUGCUGGAGACUGGAAGUCGUACCAGUAUCUAGUAGAAAGCAUUCGCAAGUUCCCAGACCAGGAGGAGUUUAAAUGUAUGAUUGAGGAUGCAGGUUUCUACUGUGUGAAGUACCACAACCUCACCGGCGGAAUUGUGGCUCUUCACUCUGGUUUCAAACUGUGAGAUGCACUUCUGACACCUAUGGAAAAAAGCAAAAGGACUUGAUCUGUGUUUCAGGCUUUUUUGCCUGUAUAACAAACUGUCUGCAGUUAUCAGACAUGAAUUUCAGAGCAUGAAUCCCCAGAGCUUCUCUCUGCACAGUGACAGGAAAUCAGGUCAGUGGAUAUAUUUAUUGAUUUACUUACCUGCUGUUGGUCUUCAUUAAAAACAGUACCAAUGUUGGUGUAUAGAGUGCAUGUCACUGAAUCUGUGGUGGUAAUGUUAAGACUGGCAAGUGAGUUAAACCAUGUAAGUGUUGUUAGUUUUGAAUAUUUUUUAUAAUGUCAACAUUUUGGCAACAAGUAAUAAAUUUUUUUGGAAAACA